AUGGCUGGACGAAUGCAGAAUCAGGCUGAAGAGUCAACGCCUGCGGCAGUGACCACAACAGACAUUUCAAUAUUAGAGAAGAGUCAUGGUAUCUCCGUUGAACACAAAGCCGGGCCCGACUCUGACACGGACACCAAGCGAAGCGCGACCGACGACGAAGCUGCCAACCUGGCUCAAACAGCCGACAGUCUCCCUCUAGCCGUCAUCAUUGUUAUGAUCAUCGGUGGUGCUGAGAGGUUCGCAUAUUAUGCAUUGUCAGGACCUUGGCAGAACUACAUCCAAAACCCCCCUGGCGACUACGCGCUUCCGGGUGCCCUCGGCCUUGGUCAGGCAACAGCAACAGCAAUCAACAAUGCAUAUCGCUUCCUCAGCUUCCUCACACCUCUGAUAGUUGGCGUUCUGUCCGACACCUGGCUAGGGCGCUACAAGGCACUCCUUUGGAGCAUGAUAGUCUAUGCAUGCGGUGGUUUGAUCCUGCUCCUAACUUCUCUACCCAUUGCCCUUGACCAUGGUGCUGGUCCAGCAGGACUCGAAGCUGACUUGAGACCGGGGGACACAGUUACAGUCCCAAAGGGGACUAAUAUAAUUCUCUCAGCUGGCAAGGUUCUAGGAUGCGCAAUCAAGAGCGGCUUCCGCUUAGACAACACGAAGGCUUCUUAUCAGGCUUCUCACUACAACAGGGCUGUAUCGUGGACGGAUGAGUUUGUGGACGAGAUCAAAGUCACGCUCCGGACUUGCAGAGUUCUCCUUUCCAUGGCAGUUUUUACGCUUUGCAUGGGCCAGAUGUUGAAUAAUCUGGUGUCCCAAGCCGGCCAAAUAGAGCUUCAUGGCGUCCCAAAUGACAUGAUUCAAGCUCUGAGCGGCAUCGCCGUCGUGUUGCUUGGUCCUGUCAUCCAAGGCGUAAUGUCGCUUUUAGCGAAACGACGGAUUCUUCUCGGGCCCAUCCUACGAAUGGCCAUCUCCUUUAUUUUCACCGCCGCGGGAAUGGCUUUUGCUGGCGGUGUCCAGCAGCUAAUUUAUUCGGCUCCUCCAUGUUACAACGCGCCUCUUGCUUGUGCCGAAUCCAUGGGCGGCACGAUCCCGAACAAGAUCAAUGUCUGGUUGCAAACCCCGAUACACUUCAUACUGGCAAGUGGAGAGAUCCUCGGCUAUGUUGCAAUGGACGAGGUUUCGUACACCAAUUCCCCGCAAGGCCUUAAAUCAGUGGUACAGGCGUUCAAGCAGUUAUCCAACUGCCUGGGAAGUAUUCUUGGGCUGGCGUUAAGUCCGGUAUCCCGAGAUCCAUACCUUGUUGUGCUGUACUCCUCGUUGGCUGGCGUAAUGGUAUUGAUAACGGGCAAUUUUUGGUAUUACUUUGGAAAGUACGAUCGUCCUAAGAGAGCGGAAGAACCACCAUUGGAUACGACGGAGGAGAGCGAGGCGAAAGAAUGA
Molecule: messenger RNA, 1431 nt
Organism: Clonostachys rhizophaga
Lineage: Eukaryota; Fungi; Ascomycota; Sordariomycetes; Hypocreales; Bionectriaceae
Source: the annotation of a GenBank genome assembly